AUGUAUAGGUCAAAUACUUUUGAUCCAUGGAAGGAAAAUAUUCAAGAAUUCAACAGAAGAAGCACCUUUGAAGAAAUUUCUCAUUAUUUAUCAGAUUUAUCAGCAGGACAUCCAGACCCUUUGUCAGUUUAUCUCCCAUAUUUAAACGAUACAAAAUUCAAACACUCUUCUCCUCUUUUAAUUCAAACCCUCCAUCACUUUGCAAAAUCUCCAGUGUACUCAAAUGAUCCGCGAUAUCUGAAUUUAUGAGUGAUUUAUGCAGAAAACUGCCAAGAUCCUCUAUUGAUUUAUGAAGAAAUGCUGCAGAAAAACAUUGGGUUGGCAUUUGCAAUGAUAUAUGUCGCUAUUGCUGAAAUUUAUGAAGCAAGAAGACAAUAUAUACAAGCAGAGCACGCUUAUUUGCUGGGGGUAUUCAGACAGGCUGAACCAUUGAUAAAAUUAAAAAAACUUUAUAACGAUUUCCUUCACAGGACUUCUGGCCCAAGAGCGUUUGAAAAGUACUCAGACGAGGUUUCAGUCGAAGAAGCAAAGGCUUUGCUUAGCUUGAGAUUUCAAGCACAUGAAAUUGAAGACCGACACGAGUUUCCUCUAUGCCAGAGUCCUGCAAGAGUUAUAGGUCAGAGUACUAUGCAUUUAUCAGCUUGCAAGAAAACUCCUACAAUAGAAGGAAUAUACCAGAGCCCUCACAUUUCGAAUGUAAUAUUUAAUACAAGUCCUUACGAAAUCAGAGGGCGAAGACCUUUUACACAAUUAUAA
Blepharisma stoltei is the source of this 756-nucleotide messenger RNA. The record is from the annotation of a GenBank genome assembly. NCBI's taxonomy places the organism in Eukaryota, Ciliophora, Heterotrichea, Heterotrichida, Blepharismidae.